UCAGCGCAGCUCUCUCCUGCAGCUUCGGAGGGACUGGAGUUGUUGCUUUUUCACACAUUUCCUUGGAUAUACCUUCAUCUCGCCAAGAUGAGACUUAUCUAUGUUGUUGUUGCUGUGGCAGCUUUGUUGACAGAAAAUCUAUCGCUUCCAGUAGGAAAAGAAGGGCAGAGAGAAGAUGUGGUCACACGCUGUUUGGUUGAAGUCCUGUCCAAAGCUCUCUCCAAACCGGACUCCCAGCUGGACCGGGAAUGCAAAGACAUUCUCCAAGCAGGGAUUAAACAAGCCCCACUGGACAAGAAGAGUGCGGCGGGGAUGAUAGAGGUGGCCAAAGGUUACCCCGAGGAGCCUGAGGCAAAGGGAGCAGAUGUGAAAGACAUCGAGGCUCUCCUGAAAUCCGUGGGGGAAAAAAGAGAAAUCCCAGAAGACGAGCGCAGCCAGGAAUCCUGGAGUCUGGGUGACGAGAAGGAGAAGAGACUUGAGAACGAAGAGGAAGAAGAGCGGGAGAAGAGGAGCAGCUGGAGGCCGGGGUACCAGCAAAAGAAACACAAACGAGAUGAGGAAUCUUUAGGAGAAGAGAGGGAGGAGCCAGAGGAAGAACGUAGCCAAGAGUCCUGGGAUGUGGACAAAAGGCACGGGGACGAGGAUGAGGAGGAGAGAUAUAAGCGCAUAUGGAAGCCCACACAUCGCUACCACCACAAGAAAAAGUUCCACAAACGUGGUGAUGAACCAUCAGAAGACGAGGAAAAUGGCGAUCGCAGCCAGGAAUCAUGGGGUCUUGACAAGAGGGCCUGGAGGGCCGGAAGAUACCACCAAAGAAGACACAAACGCGAUGAAGAACUUCCAGAAGAAGCACGAGAAGAACCUGAUGAAGAGCGCAGCCAGGAAUCCUGGAGUCUGGGUGACGAGAAGGAGAAGAGAUAUGAGAACGAAGAGGAAGAAGAGCGGGAGAAGAGGAGCAGCUGGAGGCCGGGGUACUACCAAAAGAAACACAAACGAGAUGAGGAAUCUUUAGUAGAAGAGAGGGAGCAGCCUGACGAAGAACGCAGCCAAGAGUACUGGGACUUUGAUACUGGAAGAGAUAAGAGAGAGUGGAGGGCCGGCAGGUACCACCAGAGGAGACACAAACGCGAUGAAGAACUUUCAGAAGAAGCACGAGAAGAACCUGAUGAAGAGCGCAGCCAGGAAUCCUGGAGUCUGGGUGACGAGAAGGAGAAGAGACAUGAGAACGAAGAGGAAGAAGAGCGGGAGAAGAGGAACAGCUGGAGGCCUAGGUAUCAACACCAAAAGAAACACAAACGAGAUGAGGAAUCUUUAGGAGAAGAGAAGGAGCAACCUGACGAAGAACGCAGCCAAGAGUCCUGGGAUGUGGACAAAAGGCACGGGGACGAGGAUGAGGAGGAGAGAUAUAAGCGCAUAUGGAAGCCCACACAUCGCUACCACCACAAGAAAAAGUUCCACAAACGUGGUGAUGAACCAUCAGAAGACGAGGAAAAUGGCGAUCGCAGCCAGGAAUCAUGGGGUCUUGACAAGAGGGCCUGGAGGUCUGGAAGAUACCACCAAAGAAGACACAAACGCGAUGAGGAGCUCUCAGAAGAAGCACGAGAAGAACCUGAUGAAGAGCGCAGCCAGGAAUCCUGGAGUCUGGGUGACGAGAAGGAGAAGAGACAUGAGAACAAAGAGGAAGAAGAGCGGGAGAAGAGGAACAGCUGGAGGCCUCGGUAUCAACACCAACAGAAACACAAACGAGAUGAGGACUCUUUAGGAGAAGAGAGGGAGCAGCCUGACGAAGAACGCAGCCAAGAGUACUGGGACUUUGAUACUGGAAGAGAUAAAAGAGAGUGGAGGGCCGGCAGGUACCACCAGAGGAGACACAAACGCGAUGAAGAACUUUCAGAAGAAGCACGAGAAGAACCUGAUGAAGAGCGCAGCCAGGAAUCCUGGAGUCUGGGUGACGAGAAGGAGAAGAGACAUGAGAACGAAGAGGAAGAAGAGCGGGAGAAGAGGAACAGCUGGAGGCCUAGGUAUCAACACCAACAGAAACACAAACGAGAUGAGGACUCUUUAGGAGAAGAGAGGGAGCAGCCUGACGAAGAACGCAGCCAAGAGUACUGGGACUUUGAUACUGGAAGAGAUAAGAGAGAGUGGAGGGCCGGCAGGUACCACCAGAGGAGAAACAAAAGGUACGACGAGCUUUCAGAGGGGGAACGCAGCCAGGAGUACUGGGACUUCGACAAAAGACAGGGAAAAGAUGAGCAAGAAAUGGAAAAGCGUAUAUGGAAACCGACACAUCGAUACCAUCAUAAAAAGAAAUUUCACAAGCGUGGCGGAAGCUCAUCAGAAGAAGAGGAAGAACAGAGGGCUGACUCAGAGGAAUAUGUGGAGCCGGGAAAGGAAGAGGACGAAGCAAUGAGGUAUCCGGCAGAGAAGCGCAAUCCCUGGAUUUUCAGAGGUUUCUACCAUCCUGCAUGGUAUAAAAGGGAUUCAGAUGAGCAUGCUGCAACCUCAAACAAGAUGGAUGAACUGGCCAAGUUGCUGAGCUACAAGAUAAACCAUCUGGCCAACCACUCUAAUCAAGAGGAGCCAAAGAGGAGCAUGCACCAGAGAGCACUCACCCCGCAGGAGGAGAAGGAGCUGGAAAACCUAGCAGCGAUGGACACAGAGCUGCAGAAGAUCGCUGCCAAGUUGCAUGACAAGAGCGCAUAAGCCAGGACGGACACCAUCAGUGGAUAAAAGCUGCUCUCUUACUGUUCGUCAGCUAAUUUAGUGUGCAAAAAAUGUCUGCCAAAAAACCUGGAGCUUUGCCAAAAACAGUUUAUCAUCGUAUUUGUGAUAUUUUGAUGUUAUCAAAUUAAUCCGCAUGGGAAUGGUUUUGA
Cottoperca gobio is the source of this 2873-nucleotide messenger RNA. RefSeq names its product chromogranin B (gene chgb). Lineage: Eukaryota; Metazoa; Chordata; Actinopteri; Perciformes; Bovichtidae. Bases 88 to 2703 code for a protein of 871 amino acids. The record is from RefSeq and is a predicted model, not a curated record. The transcript is spliced from 7 exons.